Pecten maximus is the source of this 2032-nucleotide messenger RNA. RefSeq names its product von Willebrand factor A domain-containing protein 7-like. The record is from RefSeq and is a predicted model, not a curated record. NCBI's taxonomy places the organism in Eukaryota, Metazoa, Mollusca, Bivalvia, Pectinida, Pectinidae. The coding region runs from base 332 to 2032 and encodes 566 amino acids. The transcript has 11 exons.
CCCAUAGGGGACUUUCUAUAGAAAGAAUGUCUGUUUGAAUCACCGCAGUGGACACCAUAUACCUCACGUAUCAUUGGAUUAAAUAUUGACCCAAGUAGGAAUAUCAUGAGCAUUGCGUAAGCACUGUAUUCUCUGCAAAAUCAAGUCCGGGAUACUUAGGCUUAUUGGAGCACGCAUUACGAAUGAGCUAAGAGAAUUUCUCCCUAGCAGAGUCGGUAUUAGGUAGCAAGGGACAUUCAACCUUGUAGAGUCUGUAGGAAACAGCCGUACCGGUACUACACCAGCACAUUUAGAGUCGGAAUAUGUGAAAAUCAACAAGGCGUUAUAAUACAUGAUGUCAUUGUUCCUGCUGUGUCUCUGUUCAUUUCUUGCUGUUGGAACUUUGGCGUUUAAGCCGACCAUUGGUCAAGGAGAUGACCCCUCUAUGUACACUCACGAGAGUAUUACUCUGGAGGGAGUGGAGAGGGCGGCCGCCAAGUUUCUGACAUCUAGCGGUCAAUUAAACACAGCAAAGACUGAUCCUAAAGACAUUUUCAAAGAAUAUUUCGGAUCAGAUACAAACAGUUACAAAGAAUACCAAAAAAGAGGUAAGGAGUUCGCGGCAGCCGUAAUGAAGGUCUACAGAACAUACCAUACCAACCCGGAAUACACCGUCAACUCUGAGAGGAUAGCGGAAGCUGACAGUCUUGUCCAGGCAACGCGAUUAGAGAUAGCGUCCAUCCUAUCAUCAGGACCGUUAAAUGAUGCGAAGAUGAACAUUAUGGUGGAUAAAGUGGGGAAGUGUUUAAUGAUCAUCCAGUCCUUCUACAGUAACACGAACUGGAUAGAGAUGAUGGUGAAUGGUGGAGAGACCUACCUAAAUUUCGGAACUCUUGACGCCUUUAAUGUGAAAGUUGCCGCACCAGGUACUGUGACCUGCCGUAACUGUGACGAUACCGUGGCUAGUUCCUGUAACAACAACUUGCUGGUCCACGACCGUUUGACCAGUGGCUAUCUGUAUGGUCAACUGCACUAUCCGAAACCAACAGCCGAUCCUCUCGCUACUGAGGGUAAAUGUAGUCACGGUGGAGUGAAUGACUUCGGGAAGAACACAGCAGCAACUGGAGGGAUAAACAAGGAGACUCCGGAUUGGACCUGGUCUCCGCACGCGCAUCUACACAACAUUUCCGGACUGACGGCGGUCAGAGCGACGGAAGCGUUCUUCAUUGACGCCACGACAGGUUUUCUUAGAGGGGUUAACACGGCGAUCAUGAAGAACAUAUUCAAAUUAAAAAGAGUGACUCAUGAACUGACAAUGGGUUUUGUUAUUGACGUCACUGGAUCGAUGGCCAACGAUAUCAGGUCUGUCAAAGAAACUUUAAUCGGCAAGUUGUCAGCAGCUAUUGGAACACAGAACGAGCCGACCAAGUAUGUCCUGUCGACCUUCAGUGAUCCAGCAAACCUGACCACGGUCAACGCAACAGCCGACGGUAACGAGAUGAUACGGUGGAUAGAAAGGCUGACAGUAGAUGGGGGAGGUGACUGUCCCGAAUUUGCCCUGUCUGGAGUACGAGCUGCUAUUAAUGCAUCCGAUCCAUAUUCUAAAAUCUACAUCGCUACGGAUGCUGACGCCAAGGAUGAGAAUAUGACGGACUUGGCUAUAAAAGAAGCUACUGCGAAACAUAUCACACUGGAGUUCAUACUUACAGGCAAUUGUUCUGGAUCUAGUCGACGUCGUAGAGACGUACUGCAGCCACAAACAAGAGGUUCAGCCUUCGAGACCCUUGCUCUUAGUACUAAUGGUAGUGUUCACCUUAUAGACCACACUGACGUCACCGCUGUCCUAGAUACUAUACUUGAGAAAGAUUUCCCGUCCUCCGAAGCCAUUAUUGACUACUUUGUCCGGACAACCUCAGACAACGACACCAUGGAUAUAAUUGUGGACAGUGACGCAGCCGUCCUCGUUAUCACCAUCAAAGGACCGUACGUUUUGUCUCAGGCGUUACUGGCUCUACCUAAUGGUAAACUCUCUAUUUGUCCUACAUCUAUAUAA